Dendroctonus ponderosae (mountain pine beetle) is the source of this 3129-nucleotide messenger RNA. Its product is annotated as oxysterol-binding protein-related protein 2. Gene Ontology annotation, molecular function: sterol binding. The record is from RefSeq and is a predicted model, not a curated record. Lineage: Eukaryota; Metazoa; Arthropoda; Insecta; Coleoptera; Curculionidae. The coding region runs from base 289 to 1644 and encodes 451 amino acids. The transcript is spliced from 9 exons. Gene Ontology annotation, cellular component: cytosol; intracellular membrane-bounded organelle; membrane.
GCUGGAGCGGUUAGGCAAGAUUUGCCCUAUAUUCCAUCUUGUUUAUCCCUUAUUGCAACUCUUGAUUUUACUGAAUGGGGUACAAUGUUUAAUUAAACCGCGUCAAGUGCAUGGAGCCCCUAACAUAAUUUAUCUUUUCGGGGUAAACUUGAGUUAAAUUAGUAUUGAUUACUUCCGUGACCCAGAAGGGUAAGCCGAUUGUGUUGUAAUCACUGAUAUAUAGAGAUUUAGUCGAAUGCUUAUGUACAACUGUAAAGGUUUUUCUGGUCCUGAAUAUUACUCAGAAGGAUGGAACAAAGCAAGAAAGAAUAUAGACUUGUAUUGCCAGUGCCUAUGUUUCACAGUGACUAUAACAUCUGGGCAGUGUUAAAAAAUUGUAUUGGAAAGGAAUUAAGCAAAAUAACCAUGCCGGUAGUAUUCAAUGAACCGCUCAGCUUUUUGCAAAGAAUGGCUGAGUAUAUGGAAUAUGCUCAUUUGCUUAGAAUCGCCGCUCAACAAGAAGACCCUAUUGAAAGACUACAAUAUGUUAUUGGGUUUGCGGUCAGUGCUCUUGCUUCAAACUGGGAGCGUCUGGGAAAGCCCUUCAAUCCCUUACUUGGUGAAACCUAUGAGCUGGAAAGAGAGGAUUUCAAAAUAAUUUGUGAACAAGUAAGCCAUCAUCCACCAGUAUCAGCAUUUCAUGCUGAAAGCGAUGACUGGGUGUUCCACGGAUCUGUCCAUCCUAAGUUAAAGUUUUGGGGCAAAAGUGUGGAAAUUCAACCUAAAGGAACCGUUACUGUAGAGUUUCCGAAGUUGAAAGAAGCAUAUACUUGGAACAACGUCACAUGCUGUGUCCAUAAUAUCAUUAUGGGUAAAAUGUGGAUGGAACAAUGCGGAAAUAUGGAAAUAGUGAGCAACUCUGGUUAUAAGGCGAAUCUCACAUUUAAGCAAGCCCGGGGAAGUUCUAAAAACCUGCAUAGAAUUGAAGGCCACAUUUCCGAUAAAUUAAAGCAAAAGCUCUUUUACGUUUAUGGAAAAUGGACUGAAUUGAUUAAAUGCACCGAAUAUGCCAGAUACGAAGAAUUUAUUAAAGAAAGCUCCAGCAAAUGUGGCGAAGCUAGAAGUAAAAGCCCAAAUGAUUCGCCUUCGCACACUUCCAGGAAAAUGCUACAAAAAUUUAACAGUCUAAAGGUCUCAACAUUUAGGUCUCAAAAUUCCACUCAAGAGCCAAAUGAUGUCGAUGAUCCAGAAGACCUUCCGAAAGGUGAUUCCGAUGUGCUUCCGGAUAUUCCAAAUUCGAAAACGAUCUGGAAAGUAAAUCCCAGGCCACCACAAAGCGGUGAUUACUAUCAGUUUACAAUGUUUGCAAUGGCUCUUAAUGAAUUGGAACCCGGGAUGGAGAACAUUCUCUGCCCAACCGACUCUAGACUUCGACCUGAUAUUAAGAAACUGGAACAAGGAGAUAUUGACGGAGCCGCAAUAGAAAAAACUAGACUGGAAGAGAAGCAAAGAGAUGCCAAUAAACAGAGGAAGAGUAAACAUGCUGUUCAGUGGACGCCAAGAUGGUUUGUUCAACAAAUUAAUCCUUAUACUCAGCAGGAAGAUUGGAUUUCGAAUGGCAACUAUUGGAAAAGACAAUAUACGAAUGACCUGGACAUUUUCUAGAGUUCCAGAUUAAAGAAGAUGUACCUUAAGUGUUUUGGACAACUUCAUAGAGCCUCUAGACAAAAUCUGUAGUAUUGUGUAUUGUGUAUUUAGAAUGAGGCAUUUUAGGAAAGCUGCAAAAUAACUUCCUAACAAUAUGUAUACAUAUGAAGAAUUAUUUUUUACAAAUUUUUUGUAAUUUAGACAAACUCAUGUUAUUUUGUAUACUUCGUAUACUGUAUCUGCAAUAGUAAAACUGGUUGAUUUCUUAUAAAAUAGACAACAUUAGAUUUUCAAAGCUAUUUAAAAAAACAAAUCUACGUAUUGUCAAUUAAUGGGGUUUUGAAAUGUGUACUUUGUGGACCUACUGCUUCAGUGCCAACGUAGUCAAGAAUAGGCGAAUGGAAGCUUUUAUAACUUCCAGUUGAACUAAGUAUUAAUAGCGUAGAAAGAUGAUCGGAAAGUUUUAACUAAAUUUAGUCAUGUUACGAAAUAUUUGAAGUUCUAAUAUAUAUUAUGUUUAUAACAGCAAAUGGAUGCAACUUCUGCAAGUUGAAUAAUAAUUUCCCAACAUCAUCCACCGUGCUUAUUUUUAAUAUUAAGUACAAAAUUCCACUAUAAAUAUAUUUUUUUAUUAUUUAAAAAUGAUCUGUAAUGUAAAUUGUGAUCUUUCAAACAAAAGUCGUAUGUAGAGUAUAAAAAAAGUCUUAAUUUAAUUUACAGGUCGGUGUGAAAGACCGAAAUCCUUAUUUUUUGACGAAACACCGUAACUGGUUUAACAAAACUUGGUUGCACUGUUGUGUUGGUGUUAAUAAAUCGAUGUAAUUUAUUUGCAACCAACCUGAAUAUUAGGCAAGAAAUCGAAGUUAAAGCUCACAGAGGGUAUUUAAAAGAAUCUCAAGAAAGUCAACUUCUACUGAAACUAAGUAUUUUUUAUAGAAUUUAGAGAAUGUUAAUUUUGGUGGAUUUCGGAAUUUGAUGCCGACAAAUAUAUGAGUCAGGCUUUGUUACCUAUGAUUCAAUGUAAAUAAUUGUUCAAAGCUAAAAGAGUAUUUAUUGACAUGCAUAGUCAAAUGCGUGCAUUGGUUACUACUUUUAGUAGCAAUUAGUGUUUUUAAAGAGCGUCACUGUAUAUUUUUUGAGUAAGGAAAAUCUUUCCGACUAAUAUAUCGGUUGCUAUUAAAUUAACUAAAUAUAAGUACAUAUUAGCUGAAUAGAAAUGUUGUGACUGCUAUUCACAAAGAGAAGUUACAUAAAAUCAAGUUUAUAAAACUGUAAAAUCCAGAAAUCUUUUCUUCCCAUAGAUUUUAUUCGCAAUAGUACCUUCACAUAAUUUUUAAUCAUACCAAUCGACAUAGACUUCAUUUGGGGCCUAUUAAGGCGCAGCGUCGCUGGAGUUCAUAUUGCUUAUGAUUUAUAAUUUAUUUCAAAUUAGAUUAUUUAGAAUAUCAGAUUUUCUGCUCUAAUUUUAUGGUUACAAAUAAAUUUUACUUAAGUAGAGAGAAA